This is a messenger RNA of Merops nubicus (carmine bee-eater), 324 nucleotides long. Its product is annotated as chromosome unknown open reading frame, human C1orf50. The transcript has 2 exons. The record is from RefSeq and is a predicted model, not a curated record. Lineage: Eukaryota; Metazoa; Chordata; Aves; Coraciiformes; Meropidae. The annotation marks the transcript as partial.
GUGUUGGAUGAAGCUAACAGAGAUGCUGAUCUGCACCAUGUGGCCUGCAACCUGGUGAAGAAGCCAGGGAACAUUUACUACAUGUACAGGCGGGAGAGUGGCCAGCGCUACUUCUCCAUCCUCUCUCCUAAGGAAUGGGGGACCAGCCCCCAUGAAUUUCUGGGUGCCUAUAAGCUCCAGCACGACAUGUCCUGGACUCCGUUUGAGGACAUCGAGAGACGAGAUGCUGAAAUCAACCUGCUGGAGAAGCUGCUGAGCAGGCAGGCAGCCCUGCCCCCGUGUACAGAGCCCAACUUCCAGGGCCUCACCAAGGCACAGGAGUGA